UAUGGUGACAUUUGGUUCGGACAGAAACAUUCAGACCUUAUGUUGCUUUUUAUUCCAACACGUCUUUGGAUCUCUCACUCUGUCUGAGAAUCUGCAGCUGGAUCAAUAAAAGGAGUGGAAGGAUGGAGGGUGAGGAGGACGGGGCGGGGCGAGUCAGAGAGCUGCAGGAGCAGCGCAUGACGGUGCAGAAGAAAACCUUCACCAAGUGGAUGAACAGUGUCUUCACUAAGAACGGGGUGGAGCUGACUGACGUUUACACGGAGCUGAAGAGCGGAGUCGUCCUCAUCCGUCUGCUGGAGCUCAUCUCCAGAGAGACGCUGCCCCCGCCGAGCCGCCGCACACUGAGAGUCCACUGUCUGGAGAACAACGGCAUCGCCAUCAGCUUCCUCAAAACCAAGAUUCGAGUGGAUCUGAUUGGUCCAGAGAAUGUGGUGGACGGGGACCGUACGCUGAUCCUGGGUCUGCUGUGGAUCAUCAUCCUCAGGUUCCAGAUCGGACCCAUCAACCUGGAGGAGGCUGGAGGAGGCAGUGUUGCUCAUCGCUCAGCGAAGGCGGCUCUGCUGAUCUGGUGUCAGAGGAAGACGGCCGGUUACGACGGCGUCGACAUUCACGACUUCUCUUCCAGCUGGAGGAGCGGACUGGCCUUCAACGCCCUGAUCCACACACACCGGCCUGACCUUUUCGACUACCGCCGUCUCCAUGGCGAUGACCCCCGCCGUAACCUGGAGCACGCCUUCUCGGUGGCGGAGCGUGAGUUUGGCAUCAUGCAGCUGCUGGAGGUGGAGGACAUGGUGGUGCCCCAUCCGGACGAGAAGUCCAUCAUGACCUACGUGUCUCUGUACUACCACUACUUCUCCAAGAUGAAGCAGGGACAGACCAUCCAGAAGAGACUCGCCAAGAUAGUCGGGAUGCUGAUGGAGCUGGAUGACAUGAAGGUCCAGUAUGAGAGGCUGGUCUCAGAUCUGCUUCACUGGAUCAAGACCAAGGUGCUGCAGCUGAACGACAGACGAUUCCCAAACUCUGUGAGGGAGACGCAGAAGCUGAUGAUGGCGUUCAAGACCUACAGGACGGUGGAGAAACCUCCCAAAUAUCAGGAGCGCGGGGCGAUCGAAGCUCAUCUGUUCAGUCUGAAGACUCAGCUGGCAGCCAACAACCAAUGGGCUUACAAUCCUCCAGAGGGUAAAACCCUCAGUGACAUAGAGAAGAGUUGGGUUCUGCUGGAGAGAGCCGAACACGAGCGAGAGCGAGCCCUGCAGGAGGCGCUGCUCCGUCUGGAGAACCUGGAGCAGCUCGCCCAGAAGUUUGAGAGGAAGGCAGCACUGAGGGAGGGCUACCUGGAGGACACGCUGCGUCUGAUCCGGAGGCAGGACAUCCGGGGUCUGUCCUCCCUGGAGGAGGCCCAGGCGGCUGGCCGGCGUCUGGAGGCGCUGGCCACCGACGCUCUGGCCAGAGAGCCGCGCUUCGCCGCCCUGAGAGACAUGGCGGAGACCAUCGAGAGAGGAAACUACCACAGCAAGGAGCAGAUCAUCAGGAGAGAGGAGAACAUUAGCCAUCGAUGGAAGGACCUCCUGCAGCAGCUCCAAGAGCAGAGGGGGCUGCUGGGAAACAUAGUUGAAAACCUGGGCGUCCUCCGAGACAUCGAGCUCGUCUCCCAGGAACUAAAAGAACUGCAGUCCCAGGCCAGUUCCUCUGAACUGGGGAAACAGCUGGCGGAGGUGGAGUCUCUCCUUCAGAAGCAGGAUCUCCUGGAAGCUCAGAUCUCAGCUCACGGUGAAACCAUCGCCGCCAUCAGCAGCAAGACACUGAAGGUGAAGGUGAGAGACGGUCAGCAGAUUCAGGGCAGAGUGAGAGCUCUGGACUCUCAGUACAGAUCUCUGGUUUCCCUCAGCAGCAGCAGGAGGAGACAGCUGGAGGCCCAGUUGAGGCUGUUUGAGUUCUUCUAUGACUGUGAGGAGGUGGAGGCCUGGCUCUAUGAACGCUGGUUGAGGCUGCAGACGGCCGGACUCGGACGAGACCUGAACCACAUCCAGCUGACCCAGCACAAACACAAGGCGUUGGAGGCGGAGCUUCAGGCCCAGGAGUCUCUGUACCAGGGGGUUCUGGGUCGUGGUCAGGACCUGCUGUCCAAACAGAGUCAGCUCAACCAGCGAGCCAUCCAGAAGUGGAUCCGAGCCCUGAAGAAGCAGUGGGGCCACCUGACCGAGGAGGCCACGGGACGCCGCAACAGACUGCAGGCCGCCGCCGCCAUCAAGCAGUACUUUGCAGAUGUGGCGGAGGCCGACUCCUGGCUGGGUGACAGGAAACCGCUGCUGACCAGCGAGGAUCAUGGGAAGGACGAGUCGAGCACGGCGGCGUUGCUGCAGCGCCACCUGCGGUUGGAGAGGGAGAUGGCGGCCUACGCCUCGGAGAUAAAGAGACUGACGGAGCAGGCGAGGAGCGCCGCACAGCUAACGGCUCUGACUGUGAGUACGGACUUAAAUCACGAGGAGGGUCCAGGAGCUGUGACAUCACCGCCAACUGGCGCCAGGGGGGGCAGGGGCUCCGGGAGCUCCCCCUCUCAGAGUGACAACAGCAAGGCCAAGGUCCGCUUCAAAUACAGCAGAGGUCAGUUUCCGUGGGAUCGUAAUGAGAUCGUAACCAUCGUCGGCACCGAGCCGGACGGAGACCGAGUUCUGGCCAGAGACGGCCGAGGAAACCAGCAGCUCGUCCCCAAAACCUACCUGAGCCUGCUGCCGGCCACCGCUCCUCCCGCCUCCCCUCCCGUCUCCACCAAUGGCGUGCCAGAGAGCCCGAGCAGGAAGCUAAGUCGUCCGAGGCGCAGUCGCUCGAUGCGUCGCGGCACCGCCGAGAUCCAGACGACGUGGCUUCUGGACCCACAGUACCAGAGAGACACAGUGGAGAGCACGCAGGCCGGGCUGGACCGGGACUACAACUCCCUGUUCCACCUGGUCACGACGAAGACAAAGAGUCUGCAGGAGAUGCUGCGUCUGCAUCGAUUCUACAACAGCUGCCAGGAGUUUGAGUCGUGGAUGGAGGACAAAGAGAACAUCCUGAACACCUUCAGCACCGACGGUGACAACCUGGGAGUCGUUCAGGCCAAAUACGAGAACUUCCUGACUGAGUUGGUGAGUGGGCGUGGCCAGUUGGAUGACAUCAUCCGAAUGGCGGAGGAGUUGGUGAAGAGCCGGCACAGUAAACAGAGAGAGAUCCAGGCCAGACAGAAGAAGGUCUCCAGCAGGUGGGAUCGGAUCCAGCAGCUGAAGGACGAGAAGGGACACGAGCUGCUGAGCACGGCCGACGUCCAGUCCUUCCUGCAGAGCUGCCAGGAGGCCAAAGCUCAGCUGCAGGGUCAGCUGUCCGGCCUCGACGUCGUGGACGUGGGCUGCAGCUCCUUCACCCUGCUGGCCGAGGAGAAGACCCAGAGCCAGACCCUCAGAGACAUCCAGACCCUGGAGGCCAAGAUCGCCUACCUGAAGAGCGUCGCCAAGAUGAAGCAGGACUGCAGUCCAGCAGAGAGCGCAGCCAUCGUGGAGGAGGUUCAGGGUCUGGAGACUCUGCUGGAUCAGCUGAAGCAUCAGGCUGCAGACAGACAGCGGCUCCUGGAGGAGGCCCGCAGCCUGCAGAGCUUCCAGCGACGGGCCAAGGAGCUGCAGCGCUGGGCCACCUCGGCCCAGGAGCGCCUCCUGCAGGAGGAGACGGCCACCGACGUGGCCUCGGCCGCGGCCCUGCUGGAGCAGCACCGGGAGCUCCGGCUGGAGAUGGAGGAGCAGAGGAGCAGGUGGAAGGAGAUGGAGAAGUUGGGGAAAUCUCUUCAGCAGGGCUCAUCCAAUGGGAAACCGGGAGGUGUGGACAUCCAGCAAAACCUGGACAAGCUCAAAGCCGAUUGGUCCAAGCUUGACGAGCUGUGGACCAGUAGGAGGGAGCAGUUGGAGCAGGGGGCGGAGCUCCAGAGGCUGAACCAGGAGGGAGACCGCAUCGAGGCGUCACUGUCUGGACACGAAGCUCGUCUGAAGGUCAAAGAUGUCGGGGACUCGGUGGACGGCGUCCACAGUCUGCUGGGCCGACAGGACGAGCUGGAGGGUCUCCUGAAGGCUUUGGACCAACGAGUGGAUCGUUUCACCGAACGCAGCCAGGAGCUCAUCAACCAACGACACUACGCUGCCAAACGCAUCAAGGAGAGGAGCAGCAGCAUCCAGAAGGCCAACAUGAAGUUGAAGGAGAGCAGCAGGCAGAGGAGGAGUCUGCUGCUGGCCUCAAAGAAAUAUCAGGAGUUCCAGAGAGACGCAGACGAGCUGCUGCUGUGGAUGGAGGAGAAGUUCAAGGUGGCGGAGGACGAGUCGUACCGCGACCCCACCAACGUCCUCCCGAAGCUGAAGAGACACGAGGCGGCCGAGAGGGAGAUGCAGGCCAACCAGGUGUGGCUGGACAGACUGCUUCAGCUGGGGCAGGAGAUGCUGGCUGAAGAGCACUACAGCAGUCAGAGCAUCAGCAGGAAGUCGACUCAGGUCAGCAGCCGGUGGAGGAGACUUCAAGACAAGAUGGCCGACAGAGGAGACAAACUGAGACAGGCGGGGCAGCAGGAGCAGCUGAUGGAGCUGCUGCAGGAUGCCAAGCUGAAGAUUGAGGCCAUCCAGUGGAUGCUGAACAACGCUGCCAAAGGUCACGACCUCCGCUCCAGCAGACAGCUUCUGAAGGAGCAUCAGCAGCUGGAGCAGGAGGCCAAGGAGCUGGCGGAGAAGAUCAACUCCAUCGUCAGCAGGGCCAAACGCCUCGCCUCCAAUCAUUUCGACUCCCAGAGGAUCCUCCAGGAGACCGACACCUACCUCACUCUGUUCAAGUCCCUCCAGAAGCCUCUGGACCGGCGUCGAGCUCAGCUGGAGGCGUCGGUGCUGCUGUUUGGGUUUUAUCAUGACGUGGACCUGGAGCUCAGCUGGAUCUCUGAACAUGUUCCUGCCUCUGGAUCUACAGGAUACGACAAGUCUCUGGCUGGAGCCAUCAGCCUCAUGCAGAAACACAAGGAGCUGCAGGCGGAAGUGAACGCCCACCGAAAACACCUGAACCACAUCCUGGAGAAGGGGCGGGGCCUGGCCAAAUCCAGCAAAUCAGACGGAGAGGAGGUGCUCCAGAGGUGUAAACACCUGAGUGCAGAGUGGGAGGAGCUAGAGGAGGCCUGCAAAAGGAGAGCAGCUCACCUGAGCAAGGCCAUCACCAGAGAGCAGCUGCUGUUGGACUGCUCCGAGCUGGAGUCCCGGCUCACCGAGACCCUCGCUCUGGUGAACACCGACGACUACGGCAAAGACCAGCUGGCCACGCAGAGUCUCCUCACCAAACACCAGGUGUUGGAGGGCCAGCUGGAGGUGCUGGAGGUGGAGGUGGAGGAGCUGGGAGACCAGGUGGAGCAGGCGGUUCACAACUGGAGCCUGGAGGAGCUCAGCAGGCCUCACAGUCGCCUCAGCAGCCUGAACCAGCAGCUGCAGCACCAGGCUGCUCUCAGAGGUCAGAGGCUAAAGGAAGUCCUCCACCUCCACGAGUUCAGACGAGAGUCCUCAGAGUUGGAGGACUGGAUGGACCAGCAGAGACAGACAGCAGAGUCUCAGGACCUGGGCAACGACUACCAACAUGUCCAGUUGCUUCGCGGGAAGUUUGAAGGUUUCCUGAGUCAGCUGGAAGUCGGAGAGGAGAGACUGCAGAGCUGCAGAGAGCUGGCUGCUCGACUGAUCCGCAACAAGCAUCCACAGAGCUCUGCAGUCCGAGAGACGCUGCAGCAGCUCAGUGCAUGCUGGGAGGAUUUGAGGAGCGUGGCCAGGGAGCGUCAGGAUCAGCUGCAGAGAGCCGAGGAGUGUCACCGCUUUUACCGAGACCUGACCGACGCUCUGACCCUCAUCAAGGAGCGACAGAAGAGCAUCCCCGAUGACGUGGCCAAGGAUUUGAGAGGAGUGAUGUCACAGCUGAGGAAACAUGAAGCUCUGCUCCACGAGCUGGCUGCCACGGAGCAACAGUUGCAGGAGCAGCUGGACGCCGUCGAGUCCAUCCUGGACCGCUGCACGCCGCAGUUGAAGCUCUCUCUUCAGGAAGUGCAGCAGGAAGUGGUGGAGCGGUGGGAGGAGCUCCGACUCCACGCGGAGCAGAGGGAGGAGGAGCUAAAACUGACGUGCCAGAGAUAUCUGUUCCUGAACACGGCGCAGGACUACUUCCUGUGGUGCAGCCAGCUGAUCGGAGCGAUGGCCGCCGAGGAGAGCAUCAGCGACGUGGCCACCGCCGACCUCCAGCUGGGGCAGCACCAGCAGCUGUGGGCCGAGAUGGAGGCCAGACAGGAGACCUACCAGCAGGCUGUGGACAUGGGGGAGCAGCUGAAGACGCAGGAGAGGACCAACAGGAAGGAGGUGUCGGAGAAGCUGGAGGCUCUGAAGGAGGAGCGGGACAAACUGGAGGAGCAGUGGAACCAGAAACAGAGCUGGUUGGAGAGCGUUCACCUGGAGCAGAUCUUCUACAGAGACGUCAACAGCGUGGACAAGACCUCCAGCUCUCAGGAGAUCCUGUUGCAGAACGGCACUCUGGGAAACGCGGUGGAUGAGACGGAGGGUUUGAUCAAACGCCACGAAGCUUUUGAGAAGCUGCUCAGCUCGCAGGAGGACAAGAUGUCCUCUCUGAAGGAGCUGGCCGAGCGGCUGAAGAAGCAGCUGAGCAGAGAGAAGAGCGGACGGGUCCAAACCAAACUCAAGGCCCUCCUCCAGAGACGCGACAGGAUCAAGGAGCUGUCCGUCAAACGCAGGGAGGAGCUGGAGCUCUCCAGGAAGCUGUGCAUCUUCAACCGAGACGUUGCCGAGGCCGAGGAGUGGGUGUCUGAGCGGAUGCAGAAGAUGGCGGAGGACGGGAAAGCCGACCUCAGCAAUCUGCAGGCCAAGAUGAAGCUUCUGCAGAAGCAUCAGGUGUUUGAGGCGGAGAUCCUGGCUCACGGAGAGAUCAUCGGCUCGGUGCUGCAGGCCGGGGAGGAGCUGGUCUCCCUUCGACACCGGAGGUCCAAGGAGGUGAAGAGGAGUUCAGCCGCCCUGCAGCUCCACUGGGAGGAGCUGAAGAAGGCCCUGGCCACCCGGGGGAAAGCUCUGGAAGACAACAGGGACUUCCUGGAGUUCCUCCAGAAAGUGGAGGAGGUGGAGGCCUGGAUCCGACACAAGGAGGUGAUGGUUAACGUUGGAGAUGUUGGGAAGGAUUAUGAACAUGGAGUCCAGCUGCUGAAGAAACUCAGCGAGUUCAGGGGAACUGGAGACGGGAACGUGACGGUGGACGACGCUCACAUCACCGCCAUCGACAGGCUGGCAGCCCGGCUGGAGAAGAGGCAGAGCGCCGACGAGCUGGUCACCGUCCGACGGAGGAGACAGCAGCUCAACGACAGGUGGAGCAAGUUCCACGGGGAUCUGAACAAUUACAAGAGGAAGCUGGAGGGGGCGCUGGUGGUCCACGGCCUCAUCAGAGAGCUGGAGGAGGUCCGGGACAGAGCCAACGAGAAGAUGCUGCUGCUGCAGGGUCAGGACUGUGGUUCUGACGUGGACGGCGUGGAGAACCUGAUCCGACGCCACGAGGAAACGGAGCGAGAGGCCGGGGUCAUCCAGGAGAGGUCAAAGGUCCUGGAGAAGGAGGUCUCAGAACACCUGAAGGCUCGAUCAGUGAUGAGCGACCAGCUGAAGAACAAACAGAAGGAGGUGCAGAAAGCUCUGAAGACGCUAGAAAAGGAGGUGAAGCUCAGGAAGGAGAAGCUGCAGGAGGCGCACCAGCUGCAGCUGUUCAAAGCCAACCAGCGCCUCCUGCUGGAGUGGAACCUCAAGCAGAGCAGCGAGAUGGCAGAGAAGGGCCUCCCCAAGACCAGAGCCGAGGCGGACCGGCUCAUCGUGGAGCACCAGGACUGGAAGACGGAGAUCGACGCCCGCGCCGAGCGCAUCGACUCUGUCCGGGACUUCGGUCUGGGUCUGAUCCGGUCGGGUCACAGGUCCAAGGCAGAGAUCCAGAAGGCCCUGAACCAGCUGGAGGAAGCCAAAUCCGGACUGGACCGAGCCUGGCUGAACCGCAUCAAGACCCUGGAGCAGGCCAGAGCCCUGCAGGUCUUCCUGGUCUCUGUGGAGCAGUGUGAGACCUGGUUCACCAACAAGGAGGCCUUCCUCUCCAACCAGGACCUCGGGAGCUCGGUGACGGAGGUGGAGUCUCUGCAGAGGAAGCAGGCUCAGUUUGAGGAGGAUCUGGAGGCUCAGCUGGACCAGCUGGACCAGGUGGAGAAACUGGGCCAGAAGAUGAUCCAGCAGAAACACUACGACUCCGACAACAUCAAAGCCAAGAGCAAAGCGCUCGCAGUCAGGAGGAGUCAGCUGCAGAAGCAGAGCAGAUCUCGUCACAAAGAUCUGGAUGGAUCACUGAAGCUGCAGCAGUUCUUGUCCAGCAGCUACCAGGUGUGUGUGUGGCUGAACGAGCGUAACGCCGUGGCUCUGGAUGAGAGCUGGAGGGAACCAACCAACCUUCAGGCCAAACUGCUGAAACAUCAGAGCUUCGAGGCCGAGAUCCUCGCCAACCGCUACCGAGUGGACGCGCUCACCAAGGAAGCAGAGAAGCUGCUGUCUGAGUGUCGAUCAGCUGAACUGAAGGUUGGACUUCGUCUCGGAGAGCUGACGGACAGCUGGGACGCUCUGAUCCACAACUGUAAGGAGAAGAAAACCAGACUGCAGGAGGCCUACCAGGCGCUGCAGUUCCAGCGUUCGUUGGACGACAUGGAGACGUGCGUGGUCUCUGUGGAGAGAGAGCUGACCAAUCAGGACUGUGGAAGCGACCUGCCGUCCGUCAACAGGCUGCUGAAGGCUCUGCAGGGUCUGGAGGAGGAGGUGGACGGACACAGAGACAGAAUCCAGGGUCUGGUGGAAACGGCAAAAAGCUUCCACUCUCAGGGAAACUUCCUCGCCGAGGAGAUCCAGAGCAGAGUGGCUCACACCAUCAACAGGUACAACGGUCUGGCUGAGCCCCUGCAGAGUCGGAGGGAAACCCUGGAGGCCUGGCAGGUUCUGUUCCAGUUCUACAGGGACCAGGAGGAGGAGGUGGCCUGGCUGAGCGACCGACUGCCCUCCAUCACGGCUGGAGACUGGGGGAGCUCGCUGAGCGGCGCCCAGCAGCUGCUCCACAGACACCAGGCUGUGAUGCAGGAGAUCUCAAGCCGCGCCCCAUUGGUCCAGGCCGUUCAGGAGGCGGGGCAUAGUCUGGUCAGAGGUCGUCACUUUGCGUCUCACGACAUCCGGGAGCGUCUGGAGGAGCUGAAGAGUCUCCACGAGGAGCUGCUGAUGCAGGCGGAGAGGAAGGGGAAACUCCUGCAGGAGGCGCUCAGCAUCCACAGCUUCCUCUCUGAGGUGUCUGAGCUGCAGCUGUGGUCGGAGGAGCAGCGGGCAGGUCUGGAGUCUCGGGACUGCGGGAGGAGCGAGGAGGCGACGGAGGCCCUGCUGAGGAGGCUGGACUCUGUGGACGUGGAGCUGGAGAACCAGAGGAGGACGGUGGAGAGGCUGCAGGAGAGAGGAGCCUCGCUGCAGCACCUGGGACAUCCCAACAGCCACCUGGUGAGCGAGUCUCUCCCCGGCGUCCCUGAACGUUACGAGACUCUCCUCCGACUCUCCGCCGCUCGUCGCGCCGCUCUGGAGGAACAGCUCCGCCUCUUUGUGUUUGAGAGGGAAGCCAAAGAACUACAAACAUGGCUGACCUCCAAGAAGACCGUGGCCGAGUCCAAGGACUGCGGACAAGAUCUGGAGGACGUAGAGGUCCUACAGAAGAAGUUGGAGGUCCUGGUGUCGGAGGUGUCGGGUCUGGGUCGGACCCGGCUGACCUCGGUGCAGCAGCUGGGCAGCGGGCUGCAGCAGGACGGCGAGGCCCGGAGGACGGACGACGCCCUCAGCGAACUGUGGGACGGCCUCAACGGCAGCAUCAGGACCAGAGAACAGAACCUGCAGUCGGCGAGGGAGGUCCAUCAGUUCCACCACGACGUGGACGAGCUGAAGGGCUGGAUGGCUGAGAAGGAGGCCGUGCUGGACUCUGAGGACCAGGACCAGGACCAGGACCUGCACUCCAUCCAGACUCUGCUGAGGCAGCACGAGGCGCUGGAGAGGGACCUGGUCCUGAUCUCUGAGGAGGUCACCAGGAGCCGGGAGGAGGGCCGGGCUCUGAGCCGACGGCAGCCUCACUUCAGAGCCGCGGUGACUCGGAGGCAAGAGGAGCUGGAGGUCUGCUGGACCAGCAUCCAGGACAAGGCCUCCCAACGCCGGGCCAGACUGGACCAGGCCCAGGACGUCCAGAAGUACCUGUCCCACUGGACCGAGCUCAUGGCCGGGCUGAGGGAGACGCUCUCUCUGGUUCGAGGGGAGGCGCUGAGCGUGGAGGGAGGCGACCCGGAGCAGCUCCUCAAGAAGCACGAGGAGUACCGCGUCCAGAUGGACCGACAGCUCGGCAAGUCACAGGCCGCCAAAGAGGAAGGGAGGCGCCUGAUAGAGGGAGGAAACCACAUGUCCCCAGAGGUGGAGGAGCGCGUGAGGGAGCUGGAGGAGCUGGAGGUGCGGGUGGAGAAGAUGUGGGAGGAGACCAGGGUCCAGUAUGAGGAGGAGCUGGAGAUCUCCCUCCUGCAGAAGGAGCUGGAGCAGGCGGAGCACUGGCUGAGCUCCUACGAGAACUCGCUGACGGCCGAGGACUUCGGGGACUCUGUGUCAGAUGUUAUGGAGCUCCUGAAGAGGCAGGAGGACCUGGAGGCCAUGAUCCAGGCCCAGAGCGACCGCUUCAUCGCACUACAGAAGAAGAAGACACAGAGGGAGAAGAGACUUGAUGGAAACUCGGACCUUCAGGACAGAAAACCUGCAGCCAUAGUUUCGUCUCUGAGGAGGAAACCGUCGGAUCCAAAGACCUCCUCCUCCAGGGACGUCGUCCGUCCAGUCAGCAGCGGUCGGAGGACGGACAGAGCCGUCAGAACGUCCACUCUGGACGGGAGGAGCAGUCUCACAACCUCUCCUAGUCCCCCACGCAGCACCUCCCCCCACCUCCUCUCCAGGAGACAAUGCAGCAGUGGGAGAAAGAAAUGGGAGGCGGAGGAAGACGCCAGCAGUCCUCCUGCUAGUCCCAGCUCCAGCCCGACACAUGGCGUCCUCCUCAGAGCAUCACCUGACUCCUCCUCUCCCAAACGUCCUCUGUCUCCUCCUCCCUCCUCCCCUCAACGUCCUCUGUCUCCUCCUCCUCCUCCCCUCAACGUCCUCUGUCUCCUCCUCCCUCCUCCCCUCAACGUCCUCUGUCUCCUCCUCCCUCCUCCCCUCAACGUCCUCUGUCUCCUCCCUCCUCCCCUCAAACCUCCGUCUCUUCUUCAUCUCCUGAGAAAGACCGUCGUCCCCGAUCCAAACCUCCUCUGGCUACAAAGCCCAGGAUCUCCUCCACAGAGCGGACCUUCGGACGUCGCUCUGAGACGCCCGCUGCACCACCUGACUCGCCUCCGCCAAUCAGAGCGCUUGUUGCUCCCACUGAGCCGCCGCCGUCGCCUCCUCCAGUCGCAGAAAGACGUUUUCCACCUGAAUCUCCUUCGACGAGGCUGGAGAUCCACAACGAGUCUCCUGAUGCUGAACCGGUUCCACCAGCUGACUCCCCAACUGCUGCACCAAUCGCAGAGGAGGAGAUGGCAUCAGCUGACUUCGCUCGUCCAACCCGAGCUGCCUCCAUCUCCUCCACAGCAACACAGGAAGUUAAACGGCGUAGCAGAGGAAGAAGCCAGCGUCCACAGCUCCACACUGAAGGUGACAGCACAGAAGCCAAUCAGGAUGGAGGGGACGCUGGAGAUCAAACUGAAACAAGGAGGGAACAAGGGUCUGGAGCACUGGGAGGAGGUGUUCGCUGUUCUGGAAGGAGAGACGUUCAGCCUGUUCAACGACAGGGCGGCUGCUGCAGAGAAAACCUCUAGGUGGCCUCCCGUCAACGUGGACAGAGCCGUUUGCAGAGAGAACAUUUACAACAGGAGGAAGGAGAACACCUUCAGACUCAUACUGGAGGACGGCAGUCAGUAUCUGUUUUCAGCGUCCAGCAGAGAACUUCAGCUGCUUUGGGUGAAGAAACUCAAAAACUGCUCUGAAUCUACCAGCAGCGACUCUGACGACUCAGGGAGAGCGUCGUCGGUCAACCUGAGUUUGGAGAAGCUGGUCGAGGCUCCGGAUGAUUCGUCCUCCACCAAACCGGUGGAGAGCAGAGCUGAGAGCCUGGAGAGGCAAUCGUCCACCGAGGGGCAGCCUCCUCCCAAACCCCCCCACACCUACUACAACAAGCACCGCUACCCCGAGGACGGGGGGGUCCGGACCACAGGUACAGAGAGCCGUCAAACUCCGCCCCCUACAGGGACGACUCCUCCUCCCCCAAACGCCCAGGACCCCCCCACUGUGACCCCCCAGCUACCGGAGGACAACGCCGGCAGAGACAAGUCGAGGAAGGGCGUCUUCAGGAAGUUUUUCACUAAGAAGUAAAACCUUUUACAUCAGACAGACACUUUCCUUUAAUGCUGGGAAGCCAAAUGGUGCAUUAAUAUUGGAAUAAUAAUGAUAACUUUAUUUAAAGCACCUUUUUAAAACAGAGAAUAACACAUAAAUAAUAAAACAUGAAGAUGACAGAGGAAAUGUCAUACAAGCAAAAAUAGAUUUACUUACAAAGUGCUUUUAUUUAAGUGCCUCACAUUGACGAGCUAGAACGUCUCUCUGCGUAAGAAGACCUUUUCCAAUCCGCUCCAGGAUGUAUUAUGUUCUUACUCGACCUGUUCUUCACGUUUCCUCCAAGUUUCAUGAAAAUCAGGCUUGUAGUUUUUUCUGUAAUCCUGCUGACAAACAGACAAACUGAACCGGUGAAUAAUCAGCGAUAAUACACUAAAAAACACAAUAAAAAACUCUGAACACAGUAGUAGUAGUAGUAGUAGUAAUAAUAGUAGUAGUAUUUCUGCUUCUACAACUGGUUGUAGUAAUGGUAGUACCGGUAGUAGUAUUUCUGCUAUUACCAGCGCUGGAAGUACUAGUAGUAGUAUUUCUGCUACUCCCUGCUUUGGUGGUAGUGGCAGCAGUGGUAGUAGUAGUAGUAGUAGUAGUAGUAGUAGUAUAGUAGUAGUAGUAGUAUUUCUGCUUCUACCACCGGUGAAAUACUUUGUUUAGUCUUCCAGUACUUCACUUUACAUACAAAUACAAUGAAAACAAGUAAAUAUACAGGAAGAGUAAAUAUGCAACAAAGUCUGUUCUGCAGCGUUCGGUCUCAGGUUAGUUUAAUGAACAGUUUCACAAAAAUAAAGACGACGUUUGUUUUAUUUAGUUUAAAAAGGAGGAAAAGACGAACUCAGAAUUCAGAACCGUGUUUCCAUGGUGACAAUCUGUGAUAAUCAGCUUGAAAGAAGUCUUCAUUUAUAAUAAUAAUUUGUAUUUAUUAUUCAUUUAUAGAGCACUUAUCAAAACAAAGUGCUACACAGAGAGAAUAAAUCUAUAAAAUAUCAAAAUUAAUUAUAAAACACAUGAAAACUAAAAACAAGAAAACAAAAAAAACAGGCAGAUCAGAUAAAAUCAGGAUCAACUUUCAGAUAAAAUACGUUUUUUUCCUCCUCUCUUCAUUAGCGUUCAUCCUGGAGACUAAAAUCUGGUCAUGAGGAGCCUUAAAGGUGAUCAAUAAUAUGAUCAAAUCAACCCUGAAACAAACAGGAAGCCAAUAUGAAACAGACGGGAUGUGAUCUGAACGAUCUGUGCUGUUUUUUAAUUUAUUCAAGAGGAGAAUUUAUCCAGAAUUCAUAAGUAUUUAGUUUCUGGUGAACGAAUAAGCAAACUGAUCUGAAAUCAAUCAGUCUGAUCAGCAGACGGACGGUUAACAUGAACUCUGAAACGGUUGUGAAGUGAUUUCAUCUGAAGAGUGUUCAUCUCCUCACAUUAAAGGUUAACAGACAAACUUUUGGUUUCCGUUUAUUUAUUAAUGAGCGAUGAAUCCAAACCUCUUCAGACUCCUUUCAGCCCGAUCAAUAAGUCGAUCAUUAGAGAUGAAGAGGCCCAUCAGGGGUUCAAACACUUCAUUCACGACUUUGGGGGAAAUCAAAGCCAAUUGAAGUGAUUUAGUCAUUCAGACAGAAUGACUCCGGUUCAUGAAUCCUAAACAUGUGACGUCAUCAUUGAUUAGUUGUUUACAUUAACGCUCCUCGUUAUUAUGUAUUAAAUAUUGAUCGUUGUAUUGAUAACUGUGAGAUAAUAAAACACAUACUGCAGAGGAAGAAGGAAACUCGUUAACUUGAUUUAACUGCACUGAAUGUUUUUGAUUAAAUAUUUCC
Anoplopoma fimbria (sablefish) is the source of this 14323-nucleotide messenger RNA. It is a transcript of the gene sptbn5, whose product is annotated as spectrin, beta, non-erythrocytic 5. Gene Ontology annotation, molecular function: actin filament binding. Lineage: Eukaryota; Metazoa; Chordata; Actinopteri; Perciformes; Anoplopomatidae. Gene Ontology annotation, biological process: actin cytoskeleton organization. The record is from RefSeq and is a predicted model, not a curated record. Gene Ontology annotation, cellular component: cell projection; cell junction; cortical actin cytoskeleton.